Acanthoscelides obtectus is the source of this 1041-nucleotide messenger RNA. NCBI's taxonomy places the organism in Eukaryota, Metazoa, Arthropoda, Insecta, Coleoptera, Chrysomelidae. The record is from the annotation of a GenBank genome assembly.
AUGGAACUCAACCGAGAACGUUUUCGCGCCAUAAUUUAUUACAACUUUCAGAGACAAUUAUCGCAACAAGAAUGCCUUGCUGAGUUACUGUCUGUUUUCGGCAACGAAGCGCCACAUCAGUCGACAAUUUCCCGUUGGUAUGGAGAAUUCAAACGUGGACGGGUGAGUCUUAGCGACGAUUCCAGGCUGGGUGCACCAAAAACGGCAGUCACCGAGGAAAACGUCGAUGUUGUGCGCAAACUCAUCAUUGAAGAUAGACAUGUGACAUAUCGCGACAUUGAGGCGUCCUUGAAGAUCUCAAAGACCUCAAUUCAAACAAUUUUACAUGAAGAAUUAGGAGUAAGAAAAUUAGUUCCUCGUUGGAUACCCCACCUGUUGACCGAAGAGCAGAAAGUAGCCAGGGUUAAUGGGUGUCAAAAAACGCUUGACCGUUUCAAUUCCGGAAACUCAAAAAAUGUGUACAGCAGUGUUAGUGGUGAUGAAACGUGGAUUUACUAUUAUGAACCAGAAAAUAAACGACAGUCGGCUGUUUGGGUGUUCCAAAGUGAAGAAAAGCCAACAAAAGUCAUCCGUUCUCGAAGUGUUUCGAAAAAGACGGUCGCGAUAUUUGUGUCAAAAGCGGGUCAUAUUGCAACAAUUCCUCUUAAUGAGCAAAGAACUGCUGCUGCGGAUUGGUAUACCACCAUUUGUUUGCCAAAAGCCAUCACCGAGAUUCAAAAAAUCAACCCCGAAAGAAGAAUCAUCCUCCACCAAGACAAUGCAAGCUCGCACACAGCCCAAAAAACAAGGCAGUAUUUAACGGAAGUAAAUCCCGAUCUAAGUCCUAACGAUUUCUUUACUUUUCCGAAAAUUAAAAACAGACUGCGAGGUCAAAGGUUCCAGUCACCAGAAGAAGCACAGUGGAAUAAGUGCUUAGAAAAUUGGUUCGAGCGCAUGCAGACUACCCGCAAAUUGGAAACUGUGUGUGGUGUUAGUCGACGUACUGUCCAACGGAUUCUAAAGGCCCAUAGUUUUCAUCCGUAUAAAAUUCACCUGAUAUGA